This is a messenger RNA of Telopea speciosissima, 888 nucleotides long. Its product is annotated as gamma-glutamyl peptidase 5-like. Bases 79 to 888 code for a protein of 269 amino acids. The transcript has 4 exons. Gene Ontology annotation, cellular component: cytosol. The record is from RefSeq and is a predicted model, not a curated record. Lineage: Eukaryota; Viridiplantae; Streptophyta; Magnoliopsida; Proteales; Proteaceae.
AAGUCUGUAGCUUUCAGAGGCGACUAGAGAAAUCCUUUCCUGUCUAUCUCUGUUUCUUUUCUUUUCUAUUUCAUAAAGAUGGAAGCUGUUGGGGAGAAGAGAUAUGCUUUGCUGAUGGCUGCAAGAGACUCCGAUUAUGUGAAGAAAGUGUAUGGUGGGUACUUUAAUGUGUUUCUUAAUGCAUUUGCAGAUGAAGGGGAAACAUGGGAGAUGUUCAGUAUUGUUGAUGGAGUGUUCCCUGACUUUGAUGACCUUCAUAAGUACCAUGGUUUUAUAAUCAGUGGUAGUCUUUAUGAUGCUUAUGGAAAUGACCCAUGGGUACUGAAGCUUUCCUCUCUGCUUCGAAAACUGGACUCCAUGGGGAAGAAGGUGCUAGGAAUAUGCUUUGGCCAUCAGGUUUUGUGCCGAGCAUUGGGUGGUAAGGUUGAGAGAGCUUGUGGUGGAUGGGACCUUGGGUUGAGGAAAGUCAACAUGGUGAGGGGCUUACCCCCUUGUAGCAUCUUUGAUGGCUUACAAGAGAUUCCAUCCACUCUCACCAUUAUUGAGUGUCAUCAGGAUGAGGUGAGGGAGGUCCCUAUGGGUGCUAAAGUGAUUGCCUUCUCUGACCAGACAGGAGUGGAGAUGUUUGUUCUUGAUCACCACAUAUUAGGGAUUCAAGGCCACCCUGAAUACACCAAAGAUAUCUUAUGUAAUAUAAUUGAUCGUCUUGCUAACAACUACUCCAUAAAGAAAGAAUUUGCUGAGCGUGUGAAAUCGAGAUUGGAGCUGGCCGAACCAGAUAGGAAGUUUUGGUUAAAGAUUUGCAAGAACUUUCUGAAGGGGGGACAGGUUAUCUAUCCUGAAUUUGCCUGGCUUUCUCUCCCAUUUUCAAACUUGAAGAUGAUGUAA